Messenger RNA from Chrysochloris asiatica (Cape golden mole), 750 nucleotides. It is a transcript of the gene UNC119B, whose product is annotated as unc-119 homolog B (C. elegans). Gene Ontology annotation, molecular function: lipid binding. The transcript is spliced from 5 exons. Gene Ontology annotation, biological process: cilium assembly; nervous system development; lipoprotein transport. The coding region runs from base 1 to 750 and encodes 249 amino acids. The record is from RefSeq and is a predicted model, not a curated record. Lineage: Eukaryota; Metazoa; Chordata; Mammalia; Afrosoricida; Chrysochloridae. Gene Ontology annotation, cellular component: cilium.
AUGAACGGGUCGAACCCCAAGGCUGUGACCGCGGGGUCGGCGGCUGGGCCCGGGGGGCUGGUGGCUGGAAAGGAGGAGAAAAAGAAGACGGGCGCCGGCGUCCUGAACCGGCUUAAGGCGCGGCGGCAGGCGCCCCAUCACGCAGCCGACGACGGCAGCGGGGCAGCGGUCACCGAGCAGGAGCUGCUGGCGCUGGACACCAUCCGGCCCGAGCACGUCCUGCGCUUAAGCCGGGUCACCGAGAGUUACUUAUGUAAGCCUGAAGACAACGUCUACAGUAUUGACUUCACCCGCUUCAAAAUUCGUGAUUUGGAGACGGGCACGGUGCUCUUUGAAAUCGCCAAACCUUGCGUUUCAGACCUGGAGGAGGAGGAGGAGAGUGGAGACGUGGACAUCAGUGCAGGGCGUUUCGUCCGAUAUCAGUUCACACCAGCAUUUCUCCGCCUCCGCACAGUUGGGGCCACGGUGGAGUUCACAGUGGGAGAUAAACCCGUGUCAAACUUCCGGAUGAUCGAGCGACACUAUUUCCGGGAGCGCCUGUUGAAAAACUUUGAUUUUGAUUUUGGCUUCUGCAUCCCCAGCAGUAGGAACACUUGUGAACACAUCUAUGAGUUUCCCCAGCUUUCUGAGGACGUCAUUCGACUGAUGAUUGAGCAUCCCUAUGAGACCCGUUCUGACAGCUUCUACUUUGUCGACAACAAGCUGAUCAUGCACAACAAGGCCGAUUACGCCUAUAAUGGGGGCCAGUAA